ACACCAAUAACCAGAACACCCCUUCAUUUCUUUGUCGUUUCGUCCAUAUCUCUUUCACAGAACAAACUCAAUCCAAUCCAAGCAACACUCUCACUCGUAAUAGCAAACAUAGAAAUAACCAUGACCUGCCUUUGGGGAGCCGCCAUGGCCUGUGCCAUUCGCACCGAACUGAGCCAGAAGACCCGAGCUACACUAACGAGACGAUGGGUCCAACGAUCAUCGAACAGCAACAAGAAGAAACAGCAACCCAAAAACGGGAACCCUGCUGUCGCUCGUGCGGCGUCCAACAUGUACGCCAUGGAAAGUUUUCCUCCACAACAAUACAUCUUUGAUGCCGCCAAAGUAUUCUAGCUGGCAAGACAAGUUGGGUAGGCAUACAAAUACGUUGUGAACAUGAGCAGCAAGAGUCCCUUCCAUUCCAUUACCGCCACAUCUCCUUAGCUUCCACGCCCUUGCCGUUGGCAAACCCGAAGGAAUACUCUAUAGCAAACUCCCAAAGGUGCCAGGUACCACCAUACGACUGUACUGAUUUAUUGACUGCACUCACUGGAUGCAUGGGUACCGUACGUCCAAGCAACGACAAAACCUCUACAUUGCUACACAAACCCACAUUUCAUGGAUACGUUGAACGGAACGAUCCUAAUGGCUUGCUGUCUCAUUUAUCUGACUUAGCUUUAGCCGCCUAAAGAUAACUAAUUGAAAUCUAGUUUAGGCUACUCUGAGUACGAC
Molecule: messenger RNA, 729 nt
Organism: Seminavis robusta
Lineage: Eukaryota; Bacillariophyta; Bacillariophyceae; Naviculales; Naviculaceae
Source: the annotation of a GenBank genome assembly